Molecule: messenger RNA, 5352 nt
Organism: Amphiprion ocellaris (clown anemonefish)
Lineage: Eukaryota; Metazoa; Chordata; Actinopteri; Pomacentridae
Product: KIAA2013 ortholog
Exons: 3
Coding region: 403-2265 (620 amino acids)
Source: RefSeq, a predicted model, not a curated record
CCACACUUGUGACAAACCAGAAGUGUCCACCGCUGUCGAUGGAGUUGUCUGCCAAGACAGGUAAUGUUUUGAACUGAAGGCAAACAAACAAACAAACAAACAAACAAAAACGAUUAAACUCAGAUACGAGAAGCUGACGGCUGUCAUGCAUACCCGCCGAAGAAUAUUACUGUAACCACAAUGCGAAAAACGACAGCAGAUUUUCGACAGCUUUCGUUCACAGCACUAGCUACGUAGCUAAGCUUACUUAGCCAGGACACAGCGAAUCCAGUUUGUCAGCUUUCAACCUGGGGAGAGCGCGAGCCAAAUUUGAUGUGACAUCCAAGAAUUUUCAACCCAAGCACAUUGGGUGUCGUCUUAAGAAGCAGACUCAUAGCCGGGCUUCUAUCACUUGACCAUACAAUGUGGCUACAGCAAAGACUGAAGGGGCUACCAGGCUUGUUAUCAAGUAGCUGGGCAAGAAGGCUGCUCAUAGGAGUACUGCUCUUCCUCAUCUUCUACUGGUACCUGGGAGCGGAACGCAGAUGGAGGUUCUUCAGAGGCUCUGCGGUGCCCGACGGGGCGGCUGGACAGUGCCUGCUGGCUGAAAUCCACAGGUGGAAAUCUCUCGUAGAGAGAGGAGAGGGGAUAUACAGAACACCUCAGGAGCAAUUAGACUCGCCUUUUGUAUCAGGUAACGGGCAUAUUUUGCUUGAUAUUGACUCUAACAAACUAUGGGUAGCAUCUUCUUCGCAGCCCGGCUCUGCUCCUGUACACCAGACUGAAUACUCACCUCGGGUUGGCGUCUAUCUGGAGGGAAGGCGAGCCGAGGCUCAGGCUAGUUUGCUGUGGUUCCGGAAGGGAGCCGUGCUGUCAGUUCGCUGUGCCUCACCAGCCUCUCUGCAGUCAGCCCGGGACUGUGUCACCAUCAGAGAGGAGUUCAUCGCUCACAGAAGCAGACCUAACGUUUAUCUGCAGCGAAUUCACGUCAGUAACCCCUCUGACAGGCCCGCUACCCUGGACAUUUCCUCUGGCAGUCCCUCCUUUGGCAGCAAGUUCUCCACCAGUGCAGAGAAGCUGGAGGACAGAGAGAUACUGCUCUCUUCUGGCAGGGUGCCAGUGGAGAAUAACCGGAUGGUGCUGGUAGUGGUGGUCACCAAAAAACUGAACAGCAGGAUUCAGGUUUCUCCUAAAUCAGAUUACACAGACAACAUCCUGUCAGUUGUGUGGACCUCAGAGCCCAUCGAGUCCUUGAAGAUUGAGGAAACCUUCAGCACCCUCAGAGAUGGAGCUAAAAAGGAGCUGGGGGAGCUGUUGAGGGCCAGUGUGGAUGAACUGGUAGUAGAUCACCAGCAGGCCUGGCUGGACCUCUUCAUUUCAGGGGUUGAAAUGAGGAAGAUCACAGAUUCACACACACCAUCAAGCCGCACAGUAAACACCACCCUCUACUAUACUCUGUCCUCCUCCAAGGCUCCUCUGCUGGACCGAAGGCUGAAUGGUGAGGAGCGUACUCGUCUUGAAUCCAGUCUCAAUUACGCUGACCACUGCUUUAGCGGCCAUGCUACCAUGCAUGCAGAAAACCUGUGGCCUGAGAGGGUGACCAGUACUGCUCAGAUCCUGCAACUGGUCACAUUGUGGACUUUGACUUUGCAGAAGAGAGGUUGCAAGGUACUGGUGGCAGCAGGGGCACACGGAGCCAUGCAGGGCAUGGUGCUUAGCUUUGGAGGCCUUCAGUUUACAGAGAACCACCUUCAGUUCCAGGCUGAUCCAGACGUGCUGCACAACAGCUACGCCCUGAGAGGGAUCCACUACAAUCAAGACCUCAUUAACCUGGCGGUCCUCCUUGAUGUGGAGGGAAAACCUUUUCUUCACGUGUCGGUUAAGCAACAGGAGAAGCCGGUCAAGCUCUACGCCUGCGAGGCAGGCUGCCUCAAUGAGCCUGUGGAGCUGACAUCAGAAAUCAAAGGUCACACCUUCCCUGUCAUGGUGACCCAGCCCAUUACACCAUUGCUUUACAUCUCCACAGACUUGCGUCACCUGCAGGACCUCCGUCACACCCUGCACCUCAAGGCCAUCCUGGCCCAUGAGGAGCACAUGGCCAACAGGUAUCCAGGCCUGCCCUUCCUUUUCUGGUUCAGCGUGGCCUCUCUCAUAACUCUGUUUCAUCUGUUCCUCUUCAAGCUCAUAUACAACGAGUACUGUGGCCCUGGUGCUAAGCCCCUCUUCAGGAGCAAGGUCGCCAGCAAAUGUGAGGAUGACUGCUCUGACAUCUUGGAUGCUGCUUAAUACUGCACACGUUCAUUAUGUGCUAGUGAGUCCGCUUGACCCAGGGAGAAGGUAUUGACAGGGGUGUGCUGGUGCUAAAUCUGAAAUGAAUGUUAUGUCACUGCAAACUAUGCAUUUUUUUGCUACCUGACUAUGAUCAUAAAGAAUUUCAUCUGCUGUGUUGUGAUGCCGCCUAGAGAUCUACUGGUGAGAUGAUGCAGAGGCAUGUAAAUUAAAAGUACGCAUCCAUGCCACUUUAAAAACCCAACGACAGGGCUGUAGAUGUUUGUCAUUAUUGAUUGAUCUGCUGGUAUUUUGGUGAAUAAUUGACUGGUCAGUAAAAGUGGCCAAAUGUGUGACAAAGUGCAAAAUUCAAGCAAUUUGAUGAAACAUAACUUUACAAACUAUGAUCAAAAUAUACACAUAAACAACUCGUCUUAAAACUAAAAAUUGACACAGUCCCCACCAGAACCACAGAAUGGAAGACCCAUUAUCGCCAUCUUUUUAAUUUACUGGAGCGAACAAACUAACUGAAUCUUCCUUUGGGGCCCCUGGAGGCCUGGUUAACUUUGCAGUUGUUCAAAUUCAAUUCAGCUCAAUUCAGUUUUAUUUAUUUAGUGCCAGUUCACAACAUACACUUUUGUUCAAACGUUUGGGGUCACUUAGAAAUGUCCUUAUUGUUGAAAGAAAACCAUUUUUCAGUGAAGAUAACAUUAAAUGAAUCAGAAAUACAGUCUAGACAUUGUUAAUGUGGUAAAUGAAUAUUCUAGCUGGAAGCAGCUGACUUUUAAUGGAAUAUCUACAUAGAGGUACAGAGGAACAUUUCCAGCAACCAUCACUCCUGUGUUCUAAUGCUACAUUGUGUUAGCUAAUGGUGUUGAAAGGCUAAUUGAUGAUUAGAAAACCCUUGUGCAAUUAUGUUCACGCCUGAAUAAAAGUGUGAAUUUUCAUGGAAAACAUGAAAUUGUGUGAGUCACCCAAAACUUUUGAGCCGUUGUGUAUGUUAUUUCAAGGCACUUUUCAUAGUAAGGGUAAGACCUUACCCACUUCAUGCAGAGAAACCCCACAAAUCCAAAGUUUCUUUAGGAAUCCCUUGAGCAAGCACUCGGCAGCAGUGGGUAGGAAAAAUAACCACUGGCAGAACCGGCUUCAGGGAGGCCGGUCAUCUUCUUCAACCUCGUUUUUCUCAGGACUUACCUCCACUUUAGUCAGCCCAGACUGUAUCCAUGGCUGUAGUCUAAAGCUAUGGCUGAUUGUAUACUACUAGAGUUAGCUUGAUUAUUCUGGCAAUGUUUAGUUUGUGGCUAAAUGAGACAGUUGCUUUGGAAAUUUAGGAACACUCUUGUGUGUAGCACCCUCUAAUCCUGUCUUUGGAAUUUAAUAAACAUUUGACUACUUUGAUGGUUAUAAAGUUAGCAGACAAACCCUAAGCAGUGUUACCAUGGUAACAGUCAUUGUAGUACCAAAGCUAACCCUGUCUUUCCUCCACAGUAUAUUCUUAGCGCAGUGCUCAUUGGCCACAGCAUGCAGAUGGGUAAUAAAUGGAACCUUAGUCAGCAUUGUUGUUCUGUUAAGAUUAGAUGAAGGUGAAAGGAGUGUAUUGAAGACUGUCUUUCAUUUAUCACUGCAUCUCCAGCCUUUCCUGUGGUGUGUUCUGUUUUUUCCUGUUAAAACUUUAGUUCUUGACAUUCUAUAACAUGUUCUAAAUAUUUGUCACAAUCAGCCAUAUAUCUACUGUCAGUUUUCUUCCUGCCAUUGCUUUAUUCAUUAAUCUUCCAACUAAAGUUUUUAAAAAGAAAACUAUACUACAACUUAGAUUAUCACUGUGUAUGUGGCCAUUGGUUUUGAUGGUCACAAUAGCAGUACCAGUACUUGCCUGGCAAUUAGACCAGAGAGAGGCCGCUAAGAAGAAGAAGGUUGGAAACCAACCUCCAGAUUAGACAAACAGAUCUAAGAAUGACAAAGCAAAGAGUUUCUGGGUGGCUGUAGUUGUGUGCACUGUCUCUCGAGACAAUGUAUACCCAGAUGUCCUGUAGCUUUACAGACGUCUUUUAGUGCUACCUCCAAAAACAACUUGUUUGUCAGUUUGUUCGUGUAAAACUUUUAGAUCCUAACUGAUAGACUUGAUAGCCAGAUAACUCAAAAUGUAAGAAACUCUAUCUUUUAGUAAACCUGUUCUGGUGAAUUGAAGCCAUAGGUGUACAAUAGGAACAACUGAUAGCCACCUUAUUUCAGUGCAAAUUGCUGUCAUGUUGCGCAAGCCAAAAAGUUGAAGCUUUCCUGGGUUUUCUUCUGCGUUGUGCAGCCCACAAGCUCUCGCUUAGCUUAUAGUCUUUGAUAAGGAUAACAUCUUGCAAAUAGAAAUCAAUAUUCUAAACAUCUAUGGAAAAAAACCCUCAAAAUAAAAGGAGUAACAAUUCAGCUUGUUUGCAGUCGGACGCAGUAUCCUGUCCAGUCUUUUAUGAUGGUGAUUGAUGCAGAAAACAUUUUUUGAGUGAAAUUGGAUUUUUUUUGUUGUUGAAUUUGUGAUUUACCUUUCAGACAGGAGAGUUAAGAGCUUUGUAAUAAUCUUACAAGACAGCAGUGGUGUUCAGCUCUUUUAAUACAACCAUGAUUCAAACACACACAUCCUAGUCAGUGGUCCUCAUCAGUCACAGUGAAUAUUUGCCUGUGGCAGUGUGUUGAUUGUCACUGACUGGGGUAUUUUAAAAUAUACCCCUUCUCAUUAGGUGCAAAGGCCCUUAUAAAACACCAACAAUGGCAAAUAUGUUUACUUUUACUAAACAUCCCUCUGCCUGCUGUGAUUUUAAUAAAUAUAUGGUGUAUGUGACAACUGUGAAACGCAGCUGGUCUACAUAUAUACAGUCUUACGGGUUGUUCCAAAGGUAGAAAUAACUUAUUAAUAAGAUACAAAUAAUAUUUGAAAACACCUUUUCUUGUUGAUGGAGAUUAUUGUGACGUAAUUGAUUUAUAAUUUCUUUCUGAUUAAUAUUUAAGAACGAAUCUGCGUUUACCACUGUUCUUUUUUUCUUUUACUUUUAUUGAAUCUCUUUUUGUAAUCUUAUGUUGUGUGCCUUAAUGAAAAAAUUAAAACAGUUAAUUUAUUGA